GUCGCAAAGAAGCGCAUUGCCCCGCUGGCGCACGAGGGCAGGGCGCCGGGCGGCGCGGGCCCCGCUAAUGGGGGCGACGCGAUAGGCGAACUUUCCCGCCUGCUCAAGAGAGAGGAAGCCCCAGUCGUCCACGUGGACGUGGGGCAACGGCUGAAAGAGAUCAAGCUCGACGAUCUCCUGCCG
This is a messenger RNA of Prorocentrum cordatum, 183 nucleotides long. The record is from the annotation of a GenBank genome assembly. NCBI's taxonomy places the organism in Eukaryota, Dinophyceae, Prorocentrales, Prorocentraceae.